Messenger RNA from Cryptomeria japonica (Japanese cedar), 2643 nucleotides. Its product is annotated as G-type lectin S-receptor-like serine/threonine-protein kinase At2g19130. Gene Ontology annotation, biological process: recognition of pollen; protein phosphorylation. NCBI's taxonomy places the organism in Eukaryota, Viridiplantae, Streptophyta, Pinopsida, Cupressales, Cupressaceae. Gene Ontology annotation, molecular function: protein serine/threonine kinase activity; ATP binding. The transcript has a single exon. The record is from RefSeq and is a predicted model, not a curated record. The coding region runs from base 56 to 2467 and encodes 803 amino acids.
UAUUUCCGUUGUGUUUCAACGCUAGAAGCUUCGUUCCAUACCAAACACUAAAGCGAUGGGAGAGAUCAGGGAAAACUUAUGCUUGCGCCUGUUUUUUGUUUUUGCGGUGUUUAUUCAGCUGAAAAGUUAUGGUGCUGCUGUCGAGGGUGGAGAUACUCUUUCCUUGGACACCUCGCUUACUGAAAACCAGACAAUAAUUUCCAAGAAUGGCACAUUUGAAUUGGGAUUCUUCAACCCAAAUGGAACCAGUAACUGGUAUGUCGGCAUCUGGUAUGCCAAUAUAACACAGAAGACGGUCGUUUGGGUGGCUAACAGGGAGAGUCCCGCGAGAAAAAGGUCUGGCGUUUUGAAGUUGUCAAAAGAAGGUGAUCUGGGACUCUUUGAUGCAACAGGUGCAUCUCUUUGGCUGGUCAAUGUGACCAAGAAGGCUUCACAGGCUGUGAUAUUAGAUUCUGGUAAUUUUGUAAUGCUCAGUGAUGACUAUAAAACUGAAAUUGUUUGGCAGAGUUUCGACUAUCCUGUUGACACUUUGUUUCCAGGGAUGAGGAUUGGUGGACAGCAAAAGCUAGCCUGUUGGAAAAGUUCAUUGGAUCCUGCUCCUGGUCUUUUCUCUUUUCAUGUGGAUCCAUCUGGGGCCAAACAAUUCGUUCUAACAUGGAACAAUUCUGUACAGUAUUGGACAAGCGGAACCUGGGACGGCCAUGUUUUCAGUCAAAUUCCAGAAAUGACAAACAAAGCCUUGUACAAUAUCAGCGUUGAAGAUACUAACACUGGUUUGUAUAUUACAUAUACAUGGAUGAUUCUGAAGCAUGAGCUCUCACGUUUCGUCCUAGUGAAGUCGGGAGUAAUACAACAAUAUUCUUUGCUUGAUGACAGUAGAUGGAACUUGUUCUGGUUUCAACCAAGAGAUCAGUGUGCCGUAUAUGGUCAAUGCGGCGCUUACGGAAGCUGCAAACCCAACAAUAUUGAAUUCUGCAGCUGCGUGGAAGGCUUCACCCCGCUGAAUAAUUACACCUGGGCUUCGCAGGAGUGGUGGUUCAGUGGCUGUGUUCGGCAGAGCCCGUUAAACUGUUAUGCCAAAAAUGGCAGCACGGACGGAUUCGUGGAGCCGAGCGUCACGUUGCCUGAUGUUGAUUCCGCUUCCUCGUACCCUGCAACCUCAAAGAAAGAUUGCCAGAAAGCCUGCCUCCUUAACUGCUCAUGCACAGCGUUUUCUUUCAAUCCACCUUCAGGGCCGUGCCAAAUCUGGUCAGUGGAUUUGUUAAACAUGCAUAAAAGUGAAUCCAAAAACAGUUCAAAUGUUUUUAUUCGGGUAGAUGCCUCUGCACUUUCGAAGACCGAUAGAUCGUCCUCCUCCAAACGCAUAACCUCAAGUAUCGUGCUAGGUAUUGUUGGUGCUGCUACCGUUACUUUGAGUAUCUUUUCAAUUCUAAUGUGGCGGUGGCAUCGGCAGAGACAUUGGCUACGAUCAAUGGAGAGGUGUGCAGAUUCCUCGGACCCUUUUCUAAGAAUGUUUAGUUACAUGGAGUUGAAGAUUGCAACUAGGAAUUUCAGGUAUAAGCUGGGGAGUGGAGGAUUCGGCACGGUGUUCAAAGGAUACCUAAUAGACGAUACGCUGGUCGCCGUAAAGAGACUGGAGGGUUCCAGACAGGAUGAGAAGCAAUUCCGAGCAGAAAUCAGUUCUCUUGGAAACAUACAGCAUGCGAAUUUGGUCAGGCUUCGAGGGUUUUGCGUACAAGGAUUGAGAAGGCUUCUGAUUUAUGAUUACCUGCCCAACGGCUCUCUCAAUUCCUUACUCUUCACAAAUAAUAUCAAACGCAAGCAGAAGGUACUAGACUGGACGACCCGAUUCCAGAUCGCUUUAGGCACCGCAAGAGGGUUACUUUAUCUCCACGAAGAAUGCAGAAAUUGCAUCAUUCACUGUGAUGUUAAGCCCGAAAAUAUUCUUCUGGACAAUAAUUUUUCACCAAAAUUGGGCGAUUUCGGGUUGGCAAAGCUUGUGGGUAGAGAUUUCAGCCGCGUCCUGACAACAACGAGAGGAACGAGAGGUUAUUUGGCUCCAGAGUGGAUCUCCGGUCUUCCCAUCCCUCCCAAGGUUGAUGUAUACAGUUUUGGUAUGACGCUCUUGGAAAUCAUUUCCGGUCGAAGAACUCUGGAUUUAACCGUGCAAGAUUCCAAUCAGUAUUACUUUCCAGGGUGGGUUGCAACUCAAAUAUAUAAUGGGAACAUGAUUAAUAUUGUGGAGGAGGGUAUUGCAGAGGAGAGAGAUCUUGAGGAGGUGAGAAGAGCAAGUAUUGUAGGGUUGUUAUGCAUUGAAAAGGAUGAGGAGGUGAGGCCAAGCAUGAGGCAAGUGGUGCUAAUGCUGGAAGGGAAGAUGCAGCCUCAAAUUCCGCAGAUUCAAAGCUCUGCGCUCAUGGACAAGAAAGCAGACGUAAGCGACACUGACAGCAGCAGUAGCGAAAGGUGAUGUUAUUAGAUAGAAUAGUGUAAGCGGGGCACAUCCUGUAGAUAGGUUAUUUAAGCUUAAAGGUUCCUGGUUAAUCAAGCACAAUGGUAUUAUCUAAUUUAGCAAAUGUUCCUUGUUUACACUUUGUACCAUAUUUACUGUAACUUGAAUUUCAACCUUUCGUGUCUUACAACUUA